AUGAGCAACCCCGUUCCCACCCAAGAUAUGAAGAUCUCCUAUGUGGAUCCUGCUAUGAACCCAGCGGGCAAUCCACCGAUGGCCUAUUCUGGUGUUCCUCAAUAUGCCAGCGCGGGAGUACCACCUCCAGGCCAGCACCCGCAAUGGACGGCGCAACCUGGGAUGAACCCACAGUUUCAUCCUCAACAAGGAAUGCCACCAGGAUACCAGCAAGCUCCCGGUGUUCCCCAGUUUAUGCCUCAGCAGCCUGGAGCGCCUUUGACGGCGACACCAAUCCCUGCGCUCAAUCGUAGUUCGGCGCCGGUAGAUUGCCCUGUGUGCGUAACUGCGGAACUCACCUUGCGACGUUCUACAAGAGUGGAGGAACGGAGCCUAUGGUCCGCCGAUGAUUCAUUCGAGUAG
Molecule: messenger RNA, 402 nt
Organism: Acaulospora colombiana
Lineage: Eukaryota; Fungi; Glomeromycota; Glomeromycetes; Diversisporales; Acaulosporaceae
Source: the annotation of a GenBank genome assembly